Molecule: messenger RNA, 1255 nt
Organism: Erigeron canadensis
Lineage: Eukaryota; Viridiplantae; Streptophyta; Magnoliopsida; Asterales; Asteraceae
Product: steroid 5-alpha-reductase DET2-like
Exons: 3
Coding region: 238-1020 (260 amino acids)
Biological process (GO): lipid metabolic process
Molecular function (GO): oxidoreductase activity, acting on the CH-CH group of donors
Source: RefSeq, a predicted model, not a curated record
AUGUGCUAGCUAUUCGUUGUGGACUCAAAUCCAUUAGACCUAGCUCGGCACACACGUGCACUAAGUUGAUCCGUUCAUUUCAUACACACCCGUUUAAACUCAAACCUCAAAUUAAAUCUGCUACAAACACGAACACACAUAUAUAUUUUGUGCGUCUACAAAUUAAUUACUCGGCAAUUAAACAAAAGAGUGAUAUCAAAGAGAUCGAGUUUUAGUUUUUGGAAACAAAAAGGAUAGAUGGCGAUUUCAUUCUUGCCAACAAUCAUUUUUCCACCACCAUCUUCGUUGUUUGUUACAACAAUGUCGAUAUUAACCUGUGUGUCGCUAGCAAAUGCAGGCUACAUGGAAGCCAAAGGCAAACACAUGAAGUAUUCUAAGUUCUUUAAUGUUAUGGCGUCGAAGCAACCAUCAUCUAAUAAUAAGCAGGAAAUUAAGUUGUCUAGUAGAAACGGGAUGCUAUUACUCUAUACACCAGCAUUCCUCGUGGGUCUUGUUGCCUUUGCGUUUUUCAACAAUCAAGAUCUUAGAUUCGUGAUGCUUAUUUCCACUCUCACUGUUCAUUUCUUCAAGAGGAUUCUUGAGGUCCUAUUAGUUCACAAGUAUAGUGGCUUCAUGGCACUUGAAACCGCAAUACCUAUCAGUCUAAGCUAUACCCUCUCUACCGCGACCUUGAUUUAUGCCCAAUACUUAUCUCAAGCAUUUCCCGAGCCUACAUUAGAUCUCAAAAACGUUGGAACUGUGUUGUUUUUUGUCGGAAUAAUGGGAAACAGUUACCAUCACUUGAUUCUUUCUAAUUUAAGAAAGGAAGGUGAUAAAGAGUACAAAAUUCCAAGAGGAGGAUUAUUUGAUUUGGUCAUAUGCCCACACUAUCUCUUCGAGAUUGUUGAAUUCAUGGGAGUCUCUUGCAUUUCUCAAGCAACCUUUUCGAUUUCUUUCACUCUUGGUACGAUAUUCUACUUGACGGGAAGGAGUUACGCCACAAGAGAAUGGUACAGUGCCAAGUUCGGGGAGAAGUUGUGACUAAAAAUGGUGGUCAUGAUGAUUUAUAUCGAACAAAAGUACAUUAAAGUGCAAGUCAGUCAUAUUAUAUAUAUAGUACGUCCACAUAGGAGUAUGGAGAUAAGAUCAGAGCUCCAUGGUGAUUGGUAAUUAAAGUCUUUUGAUCAAACACCGAUCGAGUCCUUGAAAUAUAUAUAUAAUUAAGUAUGUUGAGUGUUGACUACUAAAUUAUGAAGUCUUUUAUCUGUCUUUCAAA